UGAUCAUUCAGAUUGAAAUACCUCUUGACAAAGAGGCUCACUCGAGUCAAGCUCACGCGUCUAAUUAUUCAAGAUUUACUAAAGCUUAUCAUCCUCCUUGAGCAUCAAGUGUUCAUCUUAUUUAAAACUUUGAGAGAAUUAUUUCGAUCCAGAAGCAAUCAACCAAUUUACCAUUCAACAAACUUCGAUACCGUGAUUGCUAUCGAUUUUCGUGAUCACAGCGCACUUUACAAUCUGUCAACUGAUCAGGCAAGCUCCAAUCAGCAUCAUCAUUCUUCUCGCUCAACUGGUUUAGUGGAAAUUUGCUACCCUCAUCUCUCGUCCAUUUCACGGACUCUCCAAAAGAUUCAAUUACACUAUUGGCUUUCAAUCAUUUUUCGUGCAUCACCCUCUACCUCCUGUUUAUCUCUUAGAUAAUUCCAGAAGGCAAUCUCUUCUUCUUCCUUUCAAGGCUCUCCUUGGCUUCAUCUUUUUAAUUUCAGACAGUGUCCAAAGGUGACAUCAUAUUUCAGUGCUACUGCUUCAAUCUUUCCAUUGGACAAUUUCUAUCUAUUGUCGACGCGCUCUACUGGGACUCCAACCAAUAUGUUGAAUACCUCGGGUCAACCACAUUGCGGAAUAUAUGCGACAGGUGAAAUGCCACACGCCGAGCAAGGCGAUUACCAGCACGUAUCUCGGCCUCGUAUCCCCAGCACCGAUGCUCUGUGGGCAUGCAUGCAAGGAGAAAUGAUCGAUAAUAAACCUGCCACAAGCCUCCCGCGCCUUGGGUUCACUAGGACGUACCAGCAUGGUGAUCGAAUUGAUCAAGGCGAGACUGAGCCCAGCAGUGGUCUUGUUUUUCCCCUUGACUCAGGUGAUCAAACAGGAGAUGCCUUUGCGCUUAAUUUGAAAACUUCUUCCGGGCGUGCCCUGUUUAAACCACCAUUGGCUCGUGAGCAAAGUCCGGCAACUGAUUACAAUGGUACCAACGAUCCGAUGUCCUAUAUCCUGGGCCUCACCAAUCACGUUGAAAUGCUCAUGAACUCUGAUGCCAACCGCAAUCUCGGAAGCCGUCAUGAUCAGAGUGAUCUGUUUUCAACGCCCGCAAGACACGAGGAGUCCCGACCAGCACUAUACGCACCCGUUUGCCUUUCCAAUACACGUCCCUCCGUGUUGGAAUGGACAGAUACUUUAUCAUAUUGCGACCCUUCUCAAAAUGAGGUAUCGAAACCAAUUGCAGGGAAAUGGCCAGGCCAGCAAGAACCACAUUACAUCAAUCAACACACUUCAUUCAAAAACUACGGCUCCAAUUCUAUGCCUUUGACUUGUGCACCUCAUGAAGAAUUUCGUCUCGAGACCGGAUCACUUCCGGAUCUAAGCUCUUCCCGUCGACCGACGCCAUCUAGUCGCGGCGCGUUUGAUGGCAUUACGCUCAAUCAACCUUGGAGUCCUCAGAAACCUUAUUCCAAGGUACACUCGGACGUUCAUGGUAUGUCUGCAGAGUCGUUUUCGCCGAGGUCUUUUAACCAGGCUGCUCCACUCCCAACGUUUGAAAAAUCACACCCGGAAAUACACCUACAUGAUAGGCCUGUGUUUGCCUCCAGCCACGGAGCCAUUUCUGACACCACACCUGAGCUAUUGGACAGCUCUGUUCCAACGCCUCUUAAGAACACGGCUACACCUAUGUCUGGUAUAAUCUCUUGCAUUUCGAUUCCUAGCGCUCCACAUCUUUUUUCAAACAUCCCUAUCCAGAAACGUCACACUGUUGACCAAUCAGCGUAUUCCGUCUCGAGAGCCCACGGGUUUGUUUCAUCUGCACCAUAUCCUGAUCCAAGAUUGAGCAAGUCCGAGGGUGGUAGAAUACAAAGCCUCAAAAAUUCACUGUCUUCCGCAUCGUCGAUCUCGGACCUGUCGAAGAGUAAGACAGAUAAGCCCAAGAGGAAACGGACGCAUAUAUGUCAUAUCUGCGGCAAAGAUUUCAAUCGGCCGAGUGCAUUGCUAUUGCACAGUAGCGUUCAUACUGGUGAACGAUCCAACUUUUGCAACGUAUGUGGACGGUCGUUUUCGAAUUUAUCAAACUUGAGAAGACAUCAAAGGCAGCUCCAUGUGUUAGAAUCUGAGAUUCCCUUACCGGAAAUCCCGGGCCCACAAGCUACUUUUAGUCCAUAUACGCUUGCAGAUCAAGAACUGUUUGGAUUCUGAAUCAAUCAAGACAAAUUAUUCAAAAAUGGAGCUGUAUAUGUUGGUCUAUAUAUUCACAUUGUGAUACGGCAUUCGCGGAGCACGCAUCUUUCUAAUUUUCAGCUAUCAUAUCUUCCAUCGUCCCUCUCACUCAACAAAGAAGUCUUAACACAUGGUGAAAGACUAUUCAGGGAUCGCAUAGUGUCUCAUAUACCUAGUUCAAUAUAUAAGCUCAACCUAGUAGUGUGCUAAUUAGUAAUUCCUUUUGAUUUCAAUUUCCAUUGCCUCAUCUCGAUGUUUUUUAUUUAUUUAUUUAAAGUCUUGUAACAUAUCUGGAACGUACUAUCUUCUAACAAUGAAUGACUGUAACCCUAGUUUUUGAGACUGACACGGUCUUUUUGGCAUGUUUUAAAUAUGAGUAUAAUCUAAUGAUACACUUGAUAUGGAUACAAUGUUGACUCAAUC
Molecule: messenger RNA, 2625 nt
Organism: Melampsora larici-populina 98AG31
Lineage: Eukaryota; Fungi; Basidiomycota; Pucciniomycetes; Pucciniales; Melampsoraceae
Exons: 6
Coding region: 586-2181 (531 amino acids)
Biological process (GO): regulation of transcription by RNA polymerase II
Molecular function (GO): RNA polymerase II cis-regulatory region sequence-specific DNA binding; DNA-binding transcription factor activity
Source: RefSeq, a predicted model, not a curated record